AUGAGCGUGUACCCAUUCAAGGGUCUACGCGAGGCAGGAGCCUUGUUGACCACUGGCAGCGACUGGGUCUUUGCCCCCGAAACGCCCAACAUCUUCCCUGGCUUGCAAGCGCUAUUACAAGGCCGCAAAGGCUGGGAGUUGGACAAGGAGGACGUGAUUCGGAUCGUGACCAUCGACGGUGCGAUUGCCACCAACCGCGAGAAGAUGGAGGGCAGCAUCACCGCGGCGAAGCUGGCCAACUUCAUCAUCCUAGAUCGGGACCUGGUCAAGGCCGAGGAUAUCAGUACCACCGUUGUGUUGAAGACCUUCUUUGAGGUCGGGAGGUCUAUGACUAUGCCAGCGACGAGCUGA
Cladophialophora carrionii CBS 160.54 is the source of this 351-nucleotide messenger RNA. RefSeq lists its product as uncharacterized. The transcript has a single exon. Gene Ontology annotation, molecular function: hydrolase activity, acting on carbon-nitrogen (but not peptide) bonds. The coding region runs from base 1 to 351 and encodes 116 amino acids. Lineage: Eukaryota; Fungi; Ascomycota; Eurotiomycetes; Chaetothyriales; Herpotrichiellaceae. The record is from RefSeq and is a predicted model, not a curated record.